AUGUCUGAGGUAGUAACUGGUGUUGUGAAACUUACAUUUGGCUUUUUAGCGAACAAGAUUCGCAGUGGAAUUGUAGAACGUUUGAAAGAUGGCGACGUCACGGACGAAGAAUGUCGGCGCUUGAUCGUCCGAGAACUUGACGAUAUCAAAAGCAAAUUAGAUGGUUUGGCAAGAAGUAGCCUUUUGAGUAGCCUUUGUUUUCUACAAGAAGGAAUGAAUGGACUAUAUCAGUCCCUAAUUCAAUUGGAUUCAAAUGAGAAUACAGCAGAAUCGACCGGUCAAGCGAACUUACUUGAAGCUGCGUCAUCCAGAGACACUGGUUCUGAUUCUCCUAUUAACGAAGCUAUUGCUCUUAUAAGUACCAUCACGUCAUUGAAAGUACGUUCAAACGACCACUUCAAGUCUGCAAUAGAAUCGUUCAAACUCGCGCGUGAAAAAGCGGCCGAAGCAUUCUGUAACGAAGCGUUGUCCAUCGAAGACCGAAUUCAAGCGUCGCAGAUAAGAAUGAUGGCGAGAAUUUUAGAGAAAUUGGAACAUCCAGACGCAAGCGCUAGCGAUUGCUUGCAGUACCUUCAACAGCUUCAUGAUAUCGGAGCUAUUCAAGAAAUAUUUUCCGUUCUGAUUGAGGGAGGAAUCAAGUCGAGGUUCAAUAAAACGAAGCGACUUAACAAUGCCUCGUCAGUUCAAGUCAUGAAUCAAGUAUUGUUUGAGUUCGUCAAAAGGUUGACGAAACCGUCAUUGGUCACAAGGAUUUCUGCCUGGCCAACUAUAUUGCUCGGUGAAAAAUCUUACCAUCCCGUGCUUGGAGAAGAACGCAUUAUUGAAAAACUUAAAGGGACAGGUAUGCAAGUAAUGUCACUAGGUUCAGAUUUUAGAUUUCAUGAUGAAAACAUUUACUCUGGAUUUCGUUCUGUCGUAAACAGCAAGGGAGACAUCGUUGCAUUGACGCGGGAUAAACGUACUUUUAAAUUUUUUAAACCUUCAGGGGAAAGUCGUAUUCUAUGUGAAGCUCCUAACGAAGAGCAUGAGUCAGAAUACUUCGGCGUUACGGCGAUGGAUAUCGAUGCCGAAGAUAACCUAUAUGUCAUCACUAGAUUCCGAGGAAGCGAUGAUCAAUCAAGGAGUAUGAAGUUGUCUAUCUUUGAUGAGAAUGGAAACAAAAAACUUGAGUGUCCGUUACCAUUUCAUCAAGGCUCUUUAGCAGGAGGGUGCAUGGCAAUAAACAAGGAUGGGAAGAUUGCCAUUUUAAAUUGCGAGGGGAAAAUCCUGUAUAUUGGUAACAUAUGUAUGGAGCUGAAUUCAUUUGAAAUCGACAAAAGUUUUUCUCUCGAAGAAUUAUAUGUCAGGGGCUAUUUAUCGCAUGCGAGCAUAACGAUAAGGUUUUCAAAUUUUAAUGGAACAAAAAUAAUUGCCGCAAAUAGAUACACUGUUUAUAUCUACACAGAAGAUGGGCAAAUACAACGCAAAAUUAAGAUACCCGAAGAACAUGGAUGUAUUGAAUCGGUUGCAAUAAAUCACGUCACACAACGUAUUCUAGUUCAAACGUGUCAGCAACCAGGACGUAGUCUGCUGAGUUUCUCAGACACUGGAGAACUAAUAGACAGUUUAUGUUUGGGAUCUAGCGAGUGGAUUAGAUAUGCCGCGCUAACUUCUCACCCUAAAGGUCCAGUUGUUUUAGUUGGUUUAAGAAAAGCAGCUUUACUUCAACUGUAG
Molecule: messenger RNA, 1713 nt
Organism: Paramuricea clavata
Lineage: Eukaryota; Metazoa; Cnidaria; Anthozoa; Malacalcyonacea; Plexauridae
Source: the annotation of a GenBank genome assembly